GUGUCUAUGAGAACUUGCUGGUGAAUGUUUACAAAUUGAGGGAAAGACGAUUGUAUGAUGGCGCUAGCCGACUGGAGGAGCUCGUUGAAAAGCUUGCUGCAAAAGAUGAAGAUCUUAGUACAGAAACAAAAGCUGUUUUACAAUUACUCUUGUUGUUGGCUGGUAGUGAAGAAACAGUGGCAGAAGUACCUAUUGGCCACAAACCUCUUAGGUUACCAAUUUCUACUCAUGUAAACAAGAACAAGGUGAGGUUGCCAGUUGGACCAGUCUUUCAUGGAGAUUCUUGUCAGGUGCAUGAUAUUCAGCUUAAUGGCUAUGCACACUAUUCUAGGGAACUUUUUGAAUGCGCAGGGAACAGAGCCGAUAGAAUGGGCCAACAACAUAAUCUGGAUACAUCGGUUUUUCAAAUGGAACCCGGAAGAAAUCUACACGGCCAUGACCUCUUCGUUGUCAAGGUGUCUGAUGGGUCUGCUGAAGAAGUGGAGAGGAGCAGUACUUUAUACCAUGGACUGGUUCACAGCAGAACAAGUGACUUGAAUGUUAAACUCAGCUUACCUAGGCUACCAGAUCCCUCUCACACUAGCCUGCUCGGCCUUAAAGUACCAGUUUAUAAUGAGGUUGCUGAUGAUGAAGGCUUCAACGAGUCCAUGAGUAGUGACAUGGCAUCCUUUACACCAGAAGAUGUGGAUAAGAAGAUCAACCUAUGGGAAGCUGCAAUUACACAUAAACUACAUACAAAAUACACAUGGGAAACAAUUGGAAGUUGGAGCGUCAAACAUCUUAUGAGUCAGAUUAUCCCACCAGAAUUGCAGGCAUAUCAAACAAUGGCAGCAGAGUCCAUGCAUUGCAGGGGUAGAAUAUGAAAAAGUUUGAAGCAAGUAGUAUGAACAAACAUGGAGAAUUCUAGGAAGAAUAUUGCAAACCUUGAUAGUCUUUAAGAGGAUCAUACAACAAGCAGAGAACUGCAGAGUAGAACAGAACAAGAGAACACAGAUGAGGAGGAGGCGGAGCUAAGUAUUUACUUUGUCAUCUGGUUUGCCGAGAACCAUCAGACAUUUUCAAAUAUGUUUAAGAAAGCAAAUCAAACAACGGCAGCAGAGUCCAUGCAAGAAGAAGAAUAAGGAAGAGCUGGAAGCAAGAGAACACAGAUGAGGAGGAGGCGGAGCAAAGUAAAUACUGUGUCAUCUGGUCUGCCAAGAGCCAUCAGACAUUUUCAAAGAUUUUCAUUUAAGGUUUGACCAAUUGUUUGAUUUGUGUGUUAAGAACUAU
Messenger RNA from Anneissia japonica, 1269 nucleotides. RefSeq names its product gamma-tubulin complex component 6-like. The record is from RefSeq and is a predicted model, not a curated record. The transcript has 12 exons. Lineage: Eukaryota; Metazoa; Echinodermata; Crinoidea; Comatulida; Comatulidae. Bases 369 to 863 code for a protein of 164 amino acids.